Molecule: messenger RNA, 939 nt
Organism: Lutra lutra (Eurasian river otter)
Lineage: Eukaryota; Metazoa; Chordata; Mammalia; Carnivora; Mustelidae
Product: olfactory receptor 7A17-like
Exons: 1
Coding region: 7-939 (310 amino acids)
Biological process (GO): G protein-coupled receptor signaling pathway
Cellular component (GO): membrane
Molecular function (GO): olfactory receptor activity; G protein-coupled receptor activity
Source: RefSeq, a predicted model, not a curated record
CACCACAUGGAACUGGGAAAUGAUACACAAAUUUCAGGAUUUCUUCUUCUGGGCUUAUCAGAAGAUCCAGAACUGCAGCCUCUCAUAUUUGGACUUUUCCUUUCCAUGUACAUGAUCACUGUGUUUGGAAACCUGCUCAUCAUCCUGGCUAUCAGGUCAGACUCCCACCUCCACACCCCCAUGUACUUCUUCCUCGCCAACCUGUCCUUUGUAGACAUCUGUUUCACCUCCACUACAGUCCCCAAGAUGCUGCAGAACAUCCAGACUCAGAGCCAAGUCAUAACCUAUAGAGGCUGUGUCACUCAGAUAUACUUUUUCCUACUCUUUACUGGAUUGGAUGAUUUUCUCCUGACUGUGAUGGCCUAUGACCGGUUUGUGGCCAUCUGUCACCCCCUACACUACACAGUCGUCAUGAAACCCACCUACUGUGUACUGCUGGUUCUGGUGUCUUGGAUGAUGAGUGCUCUGAAUUCCUUAUUACAAAGUUUAAUGGUGUUGUGGUUGUCUUUCUGCAGAGAGGUGGAAGUCUCCCACUUUUUCUGUGAGAUCAAUCAGGUAGUCCGAAUUGCCUGUUCCAGCACCUUACUUAAUGACAUGAUGAUGUAUUUUGCUGCUGUGUUGCUGGCUGGUGGUCCCCUCGCUGGGAUUAUUUACUCCUAUUCUAAGAUUAUUUCCUCCAUACUUCGUAUCUCAUCAGCUCAAGGCAAGUAUAAAGCAUUUUCCACCUGUGCGUCUCACCUUUCAGUUGUUUCCUUAUUUUAUUGUACACUCUUAGGAGUGUACCUUAGCUCUGCUUCUCCCCAGAGCUCCCACUCAAGUGCAAUAGCCUCGGUGAUGUACACAGUGGUCACACCCAUGCUGAACCCCUUCAUCUACAGCCUGAGAAACAAAGACAUAAAGAGGGCUCUGAAAAGCAUUUUUGGGGUUCCAGUGAUGUAA